Molecule: messenger RNA, 1761 nt
Organism: Penicillium nucicola
Lineage: Eukaryota; Fungi; Ascomycota; Eurotiomycetes; Eurotiales; Aspergillaceae
Product: putative alpha/beta hydrolase
Exons: 1
Coding region: 1-1761 (586 amino acids)
Biological process (GO): cardiolipin acyl-chain remodeling
Cellular component (GO): mitochondrial inner membrane
Molecular function (GO): A2-type glycerophospholipase activity
Source: RefSeq, a predicted model, not a curated record
AUGAGCGUGGCCUCCAUUCGACUGGCUGACUACGCCUGCUUCUCUACGUUGCGCACAAAUAAAUCUGCACUCACACGAUUCCGAUCCGACACACUUUAUACCCUACGUGGACACCACUAUUCCUCAAUGGCCUCCGAAUCACUCAACUCGUCCCAAGAGGACGCCAGUCGCCGCUCGGGCGAACAAACCACUCCAUAUGCCACCCAGGCUACGGCUACACGGCCCUCAAUGUUUCCUCUGUCGUAUCGAGACGGGUUUGCUGAAUGGUGGGGCAAGCUGCCCGUCGCGCAGACCGAACACAGAGUCCUUUCCUUCCUUCCCUACUUGCGCCACGAACCGCCCACCCAUCUGCAGACGGGCACAGAAAGAAGGGGCAGCUUAGAGUCCGCAGAUCACAACCAGCAGGGCAAUAUCAGUACAAACUCCCGUGACGACCCCUAUGGCCCACGCAAAUGGAGCUCAAGUAUGGUGGAGUUGAGCGGCAAGGACCGCGCACUCAAUGAGUUCUCGGUAGAAAGAGUGGGGGAAGAAGCUGAUCAGCAUCUCGUCAUGCUGCACGGUUACGGUGCUGGUCUUGGCUUUUUCUAUAAGAACUUCGAGCCGCUCAGUCGCCUCAAGGGGUGGCAACUGCAUGCUUUGGACAUGCUGGGCAUGGGCCGGAGUACUCGUCCUUCGUUCAAAAUCAAGGCGAAGGGAAGAGAAGAUGCCAUUCGUGAAGCUGAAGCGUGGUUUGUCGACGCUUUGGAAGAGUGGCGCAUCAAGCGCAAGAUUGAUCGAUUUACUCUGCUGGGACAUAGUCUCGGAGGGUACAUGGCAGUCGCCUAUGCGCUCAAAUACCCUGGUCAUCUGAACAAACUUAUUUUGGCCUCUCCUGUUGGCAUUCCUGAGGACCCAUAUGCCGUCACCGCUGGCGUCGCUGAGCCUUCAGAAUCAACAUUGCCCAGCGAGGUUACCCAAGACCAACAGAGUGUGGUGGCACCGGUCGCUGUUCCGGGAUCAGCACCGAGAACUGCUGAUGGAAGAUUUAUCACCGGACAGCAGCCUGGAGACGGGCCAGCCCAGCCCCCACGACGAAAUAUUCCCAAGUGGUUCGCUUACUUGUGGGAUGCAAACAUCUCCCCCUUCAGCCUGAUUCGAUGGACUGGUCCUCUAGGACCUCGCCUUGUCUCUGGAUGGACUUCUCGCCGUUUCUCUCAUCUCCCAGCCGAGGAAUCCAAGGCCCUACAUGACUACUCAUAUUCGAUUUUCAGUCUGCGCGGCAGUGGUGAAUACGCAUUGGCAUAUAUCCUCGCCCCCGGUGCAUUCGCCCGAAGCCCUCUCAUUCACCGAGUCCACGGCCUCGGACGUCAAUUAAUCCACAACAACUCCCCCUUGACUCCCCUUCCUCACGCCAUCUCCGCUGCUAAAGCCUGCUCAACCCAAGCAGAGCCUACCCCCGCACCCCCAGCUCCCGCUUCUGAAUCAGAGACACCUACUAAACGCGAAAAUGGCCUUCCUGUGGUUUUCAUGUACGGUGAUCACGACUGGAUGGACGUUUCAGGCGGCCAUGCAGCCGCAGCUCGUCUAGAAGAAGAGAAGCGGAAGGUACUGGUAAAUGCUACAGUAGAGGAGCGCCAAUCAGACGAAGGCUCCUCGAAGGUGAUCGUCAUCAAGAAAGCUGGUCAUCAUCUCUACUUGGAUGGCUGGGAGGAGUUUAACAGCGUUAUCCUCGCCGAGAUGGAGGAAGUCAGCCGACGGGAGAGGGCCCGUCAGUCAUCAUGA